CCUCUGCGUCAGUCGUUCGCGAAGCCUCGCAGGCGGUGGUUAGUGCGUAGUUGGGUAAUCGAUUUUAAUGUCUGUCGUCUUUCUCAUUCUUACCCCUUUAUAAAAAAAAUCGUAAAAUCAACAAAGGAAACGGUGCGCCUCGGGGGCGCUGCCGCAAGUGUACGGUGCCGAAUUUCAUCACGGUGAUUGACUUCGCUCCCAGUUCUUCUCUACACGGUCAAUAAUGAGGGACAUGGCGGGCAAGAUCGCCGAGUUGAAGUUCGAGGCACCCCUCGCACGUUUCGAGGAGGAAGACACAGCCAGUUUGAAGAAUAUGAAUUUACUGACAGAACAAUUGCUGGACACGAGUUUAAACACGAAUUACGGAGAAAAUUGUAACGCAAACGAGCCAGCCACCACGCACGAAAAUGGUACUGAUAUUCUCCAAGAGGGGACAUUCAGCCCCUUCAGUGGAAGUCUCGAGGACCUCGUUAACACCUUCGACGAGAAGAUAACAUCCUGCUUCCGCGAUUACGGCACGAACGUCGAGUCUCUAGCACCUGUGCAAGUACGGACGCAGGAAGAAAUUAUGAACGAGUGCCAAAUGUGGUGGACGAUUACCGGCACGUUUGGUAACAUAUUACCAAUCGACUGGAGCAAAUCGUAUGCUAGAAAAAUGCAUAUGCCCGCACUUAAUUUGAACGAGGCACCGGUCUCACAGGAAAGACCUGAACUAGAAGAUUUAAGUAGCGAAGAUGAGGCUGUUGCAACUGAUUUGGACAUGCAUGCUUUGAUCUUGUCCAGUAGCACCGAUACUCAUAGUCCAGAGGAACCGCUGAAGACUGCCGAAGAAGUGCUCCGUGAAAUAGACGAUAUAAUGCAGGAAAGUCCGUCGAUGGAAAGAUCUCCGGAUUCUGAUGGGUCUUUAUUAGAUAGCGACGAAGCGUUGGAGAGAAGCAGAGAAGUUCUGUGCUCUCCACUACACGAGAAAAAACUAAAACAAUUUACCUCCAGCCAACUGACUGAAUUACUCGGAGAAAUGGAAUCCUUGGUGGGAGCUUUGAGCGAAACUCUCAUUGCGGAACUUGCAUUACGCGAUGAGCUUGAGUAUGAAAAAGAAUUAAAAAAUCAAUUUAUUUCAUUAUUACUAGCAGUACAAAAUCGACGAAGACAGCAUCAUGUCACGAAAAAGAGAAAUCAAAUGCAAAAUGGUACUAGUCCUCUACCGCAACAUAGAUCGCUUCAAGAAUCUAAGUAUUUAACUACUGUAAUUCCAUACCAUACGGACAGUGGUCCACCAGACAAUCAGGCGUUACAAGUUCUCAUAAAAAUAUUAAAAGCAAUUAGCGAAGAUAGCCCAACUGUACCUACUUUGUUAACAGACUAUAUACUGAAAGUAUUGUGCCCUACUUAGUGAGCAUACCAUAAAUUGUCUGAAAA
Eufriesea mexicana is the source of this 1419-nucleotide messenger RNA. It is a transcript of the gene Unc-76, whose product is annotated as fasciculation and elongation protein Unc-76. Bases 224 to 1393 code for a protein of 389 amino acids. Gene Ontology annotation, cellular component: cytoplasm; axon. NCBI's taxonomy places the organism in Eukaryota, Metazoa, Arthropoda, Insecta, Hymenoptera, Apidae. The record is from RefSeq and is a predicted model, not a curated record. The transcript has 9 exons.